AUGUUUCCCAACAGUCAAUUCGAGCCGAAUUCCGCUUUCUCCGGCGGCGGAUUAAUGUCUUCUCAGCCUUCUCAGGCUUAUGAAACCUCGUCCUCCACUGCUAAGGGUAUUGUCCCAGUGACGGUGAAGCAAACCACCGAAUCUUCUCAGUCCGGUGACACUGAGGCUCAGCGUAAGGAGUUUAUAAAGCUAUGGACUCUCAAAGAAGCAUAUGUGAAAGCUUUAGGCAAAGGCUUCUCUGCUUCACCUUUCAAUACCUUUUCAAUCAUCCAAACAGAAGAAAGCUACAAUCUUUGCCAAGCAGAGGAGAGAGUUGGAGAAUGGAAGUUUAAGCUUCUGGAAUUCGCUGCUUCUUCUCAUUAUGCUGCAAUCUGCAUUGAAGAUGAUGAUGAAGCUAAUGAUUGUCCACAAAACCAUUCCUUUGUUAGAAGAUGA
Microthlaspi erraticum is the source of this 435-nucleotide messenger RNA. The record is from the annotation of a GenBank genome assembly. Lineage: Eukaryota; Viridiplantae; Streptophyta; Magnoliopsida; Brassicales; Brassicaceae.